GGACCGUUCCUUUACAAGAAAAACUUGUCUGAAGUGUUUGACUGGCGCAGUAACAACGGUCCUGAUAAGCCGGGGGAAAGAACAGAAACGACAAAAAAACCCAAACGAUGAGGUCACUUGGAAGUAGUAAUUUUAAAAUCUCGGGCCCUCUCCUGUUUGUUUCUCUCGGUAGUAAGCAGUAACACAGACACUGGGGAGUGUGGCACGGAGGAUUUAAAAGGAACGAUUUAAAGUUGUAGGUUUCAAUUGUGUUUGGUGGGAAAAUCAAUGGGAAACGAGAAACACGGUGAUGAUCCCGCUAAACCAAUCGACCUUGCCUCUUCAGAUCCUGGGUCUUUGAAGGCUCGGAAAAAGAAGAUUAGUAAACAGGAAGCUCAAAAGCUAAGGGACUUUAGAUUAACUGCUCCAUGUUUUUUGGGCAACAUUCCAUGCCGUCAACGAUCCAAGAGAAGAGUCAAGAGCAAGAAUUCAAUAUCUAAACAGACAAACAGGCUAGACUCUGGAGCAUUUGAAUGCUAUAUGGAGAAAUUGUGGAGCAGCUUCCCAGAGGAGAAGCGGACUUCCUUUGCAUACUUUGACUGUCAAUGGUUUGCAUGGUACAGAAAAGCGUCUUUCCGAGAAAAGGUUUUAUCCUGGAUUAAGAGGGAACAGAUCUUUUCAAAGAAAUAUGUUCUUGUUCCUGUAGUUUGCUGGAGUCAUUGGAGCCUCCUGAUCUUCUGCCAUUUUGGUGAAAGUUUGCAGUCAGAAACCAAAACACCAUGUAUGCUGCUGCUGGAUUCACUAGAGAUAGCAAAUCCAAGGCGUCUUGAACCAGAUAUAAGAAAGUUUGUGCUUGACAUUUAUAGAGCAGAAGGCAGGCCUGAGAAGAAGGAGAUGAUUUAUCGAAUUCCUCUAUUGGUGCCUAAGGUGCCACAGCAAAGAGAUGGUGAAGAAUGUGGGAAAUUUGUUCUCUACUUCAUAAAUUUGUUUGUGGAAGGUGCUCCAGAGAACUUUAGCAUUGAGGGCUACCCUUACUUCAUGAGAAAAGACUGGUUUGAUGCUGAAGGUGUGGAAUGCUUUUGUGAGAAGCUUGAUUCCUUUGGGAAGUGAUCUCUGUUAGUUUUACUAGAUUGAUCUAACAUGCACCAAUGAGCCUUGAUUAUGUGAGAGAUUAGCUUAGAUGUGAGUGUAUAUGUUGAUAAAGAAAAAUUAGCUUAGAUGUGGGAGCAUAUGUCAAUGGUAGAAAAAUUGUCAUGAUGUGAAGGAGCACUGUGAAAAACAUUCUUUGCUAAUCUGUUAUGCGGUCUCUCUUCUUAUUCUAUUAUUUAGUGCAGAAUGAAAUCAUUUUAUUGUAUUUUAGAAUUCAAGUGGUCUGAGUUCAUCUGUA
This is a messenger RNA of Theobroma cacao (cacao), 1366 nucleotides long. RefSeq names its product Cysteine proteinases superfamily protein. Lineage: Eukaryota; Viridiplantae; Streptophyta; Magnoliopsida; Malvales; Malvaceae. The record is from RefSeq and is a predicted model, not a curated record. Gene Ontology annotation, biological process: proteolysis. Gene Ontology annotation, molecular function: cysteine-type peptidase activity.